Megalopta genalis is the source of this 11501-nucleotide messenger RNA. The record is from RefSeq and is a predicted model, not a curated record. NCBI's taxonomy places the organism in Eukaryota, Metazoa, Arthropoda, Insecta, Hymenoptera, Halictidae.
GGCUGCGCUCAGUCCGAAUCGCGCAGCCGCCGCAGUAGUAGCUCGUUGCGCGGUUGAUCGAAAAUACGAACGAGGGUAUCGCGUGAUGGAUCGCGUCUGGAUCUGAGCAGGGGCCAGCUGCUGGUUGCGUUCGCUUUGGUUGUUCGCUCUUACAGGUUAGGAACGAUGGCGUCGUGGCACGAGGCGUCGCUGGCUGGGACACGGGGAACACCUGGCGGCCGCCGAGCAGUGAUGUUCGUUUGAUUCGGUUGUUAUUGACGCGAGGGUUGGUCGCGCGGCCAUGUCAGUCCUCGGGUGAGCGGUUCCGCCGUCAGAUGGCGCGGCGUUCGUCUCGGUCCACCCUGGCUGCGCUGGAAUGCCCUGAACUCGGAGCCUGUCGACGCUGUCUUCUUUCGUUGGAUCUUUUUUCCACGCAACGAUCAGGUGACCGGCUCGAGAGUGUUGUGCCCCGAGAAACGGACCGAAUCGACGGCGGCCGAUGAUCGGCCGUGCACGGUGACCCGGGUCCCCGGAAACGGAUGCGAACGGAACGGAUGCGCCAGGCGGGUGGUCCACUUUACACGUACGGAGGUGGUGUGUUGUGUUGUGCACCAGAAGGCGGUUCCAGUGCGCUCCGCUCCUCGACCCUUGUCCCGAUAGAUUCCGUUUCGGCCUGAAAACCGGGACGGUGCGCGGUCCCCGUGAAACUGGCCGAGGGGCCAGCCACCCAGCGCGGCCCAAACAAUUGUGUCGCGGGCCCGUGACGGCGACAGGCGCGGCAUGCUUCGGAAAACGGUGACUUAGCGACCGAGUGGAAACGGAACACGGGAGUGUCGUCCACCAUUUUGGCUGCGCGAGGUUACUCGAUGCGUGCACCGUUCUAUCAGCACGUUCCCUGUUCUAGAAGAGACGGUUUGCCCCGCGGUGGAUCGUUCUCUCGCGGGGGUUACGCGUGUCCCGUUGCCAACGGGACCUCGCGGACCAUAAGAGUGGACAGAGUGCGUUCGACCCGUGGCUACGUAAGAAUGUUAUCCCCGUGAACGAGCGACGUGCGUUGUAAAUGGAGCAAGGCGAGGGCUGUUUUCCUCGUCUGUCUCUCACCUCGAACCUGUCAGCUGGUCGCAGCGCCGAGGUGCCAUUGCUACGAUAUUUCGCGGUGUCGAGUGUCUUCUCUCGGUGGUCUACGCCGUGACCGAAAGAAAUUAGGCGGACAUUAUAAGUGGUGUCCGCAACGGUUUAAUGUGCAACGGUCCACAACGGUGAUCGGCGAGCCUCGGGGAUAAAAAACGACGCCGAGUUGAAACUGGGUUACCAUAAGUGCCGUCCUCCCCGCUGGCCGAGAAACGAUAUUCCGUUGCUCCGUGACCGUUUUUCCACGGCCGUGUGUCGUCUCGCGUUUACAACGUUUACAACGACGUGUAAUAAUCUGUCGCAGCUGAUCCGAGUGUGCGCCAGUGGUAAACCAGCGUUGAUAUUUUCAGUGGCAGCACGGGAGAACCGAACGAACCCACAUCGCUGCCGUUACAUCGAAGGACUGACCCUGACACGGACCUGGACCCAGACGAUUUGGACCAGCGAUUCUUCGGAUCGACGUAUACAGGACUCAGGAUCGUGAGAUGGGCGGCGCGAUCGAGGAAGGAUCGCUCAAGGAUCCGGCCAUUCGUAGGAUCAUUCUGGGGCCGUGGUUUUUUUCGACCUGGACGACGCGGGAAACGAUGAACGCCGUCAUGGAUCACGUUUGAAUUAGCGAGCGAAUCAGCGAUGAACCGUUUUAGGGCGUUCGGUUGAGUUCUGUCGAGCGUCGCACGGGUCGCUGGAUUUCCCGUAUUAUGCACCGUGAACUCUGUCUCCCUGCCGCGGAUAGAUUGCCGUCGUGGGAUCGAAGGCGAAGGGGGGACUAAGUAUCGCGCCGCGAUGGAGACCGAGUGACUCUUUUUGCCCACCCACCGUCGGAUGGGCUCCUCUAGAGUAGUUCUGGAUGGUUCGUGCGACGUAUCUAUUCGUCGACCAAGUGAAAACUGGUUCGGUUGUGCUCGAUACAGUGCUCCGAGUGUGUGCCGGUUUUUUUUUCACGAGGUGUGACGAGGAUUACGCGUGCUACGCACCCUUAAACCGACCACGUCCUAAUAGUUCUUGGCAUGCGUAGGCCGGUGGAGGAACCAGGGGGUGAGCAGAACAGGACCGAGGAGCAUGGCGUAGCGCUCGUUUCGGGGGUGGCUCGCAGAUCAAAGGACGCGAAAGAGGGUCUGGCCGCUCUCGAGCGAUUCGAGGGCCGGUGAGCAUCGCGACGGGGCAAGCAACCCCGUUGCCUCGGCCAACGUCUAACAACCCUCCCGUCUGUCACCGUCGACGAACAACAGAACAGAUGUCCUGACAGCGGGCCCCGGGCCACCAGGAUGCCGACAGACGACGACUAUGGCCGAAGAGAACGUCUCCUACUGCACCAACACCCGAUCUCUCAGUACGGGUCCUCGUCAUCUCCGGUUCCAGGAUCGACCGCCGUGGCGUCUGGAAGUGUCGGGUCCCAGAUCGGUGCCGCCAACCCAUCGGACUGCAACAAGCCGCAGCAGCAGCAGCAGCAACAACAGCAACAGCAACACCAACAACACCAACAACAACAGCAACAGCAGCAACAGUCGUCGUCGAGCAGCUCGGGCUCGGCCGGCGGCCAAGAGCGUUACCAGCCGGAGGCUCAAGGUCAGCUCAGCGAUCACGACUAUGGCGGCCGGGAUCGUCUCUCGGUGCUGGACCGUCACGACAAGUCGACGGACAAGCCGUCGCUGGACGACUUUCCGAAGCAGUGCGUCGGCGAGGCGCGUUCGUUGCAGUCGAGCUGCGAUCGGUUCGGUCACUAUCAGAGCCAGGACCGGUUCGGCCAGUCCUCCCUGCAGUCCCACCACCAGUACACGCCGGCCAGGUCGGUCACGUCCGGGCAGACGUUGUCCCAGAGCGUGCUGUCGGAUCGUUUCCCGCGGUUCGGCGAGCUCGGCGGCUUGCACGGCGAGCAGAGGCUGUCGCUGGUCCCGAGCGACCGAUACCAGCCGUCGUCCGGGAACGUUGACGGCGAGCUGUCCGGCGGGAACGAGUACGCGAACACCAGCAUCCUGGUGUCGGGCGGCUGCGCGACCAGCCCUUUCUCGUCGGAGACGUUCCCCUCGCCGCCGUCGCCAGCGCCCGCGAACGAUCGUUUCGUUCCACCACCGCCAUUGUCGCCCAGCCCAAGCGAGAAGUACGCCUCGACCCAGAGUCUGGCUGGCUACCCUGCUGCUGAUAGGAUUCUGCCCCCAGGUUCUCCAAGCGCCAAGUAUGGCGGGGGCACAGCGCCAGCCUCCCCGAUGCCAGCCGCCGACCGGUUCUCCUCGGCGGACCGAUUACUGGCCAAUCAGCAGUCAUCGUCAGCCGGUCUGCACGAGUGCAAGGACCAGCAACGAUACGCUGCUGCCAGCGAUCGCCUGUUGUCCGGAUCGUCGCCGGUUCUGGGAACCCUUCAAGUCAGCCUACAAGGCGACCGAGCCGGCGGCUACACGGCCGCCAAGGAGUCCGCCGGCUCCAGAUACGGCGCGAUCUCCGCGGACCGGCUCCUAUCCGCGUCGCCUAUACACGCCCCGGUGCCGGAGAGGUUCGCGAGCAAGUCGACGGACCGGUACAUCGGCGAGUCGCCGGUCUACGACCGGUACCACAGGCCGGAGACCGCGUCGGCCGUCCAUCACGAGCGUUACUCGACGAUAUCGUCCACCGCCGAGAAGUUCCUCGCGAGCCAAGCAACCGCCGAGACCCCGCAUCAGCGAUACUCGUCGACGGAGAGGACCCUGCAGGUCUCGAGCACCGGCGAGCAGAGGCGGCUGUACGCCGACCGCGGCGUCGAGACGGUCUGCCAGAAGUACCAGGACCGAUCGAACGGCUCCCCGGCCUCGGCCGACUUCGGUCGUUACUCCAGCUUCCAGGAGGUCGCCGGCGGCCAGUCCAGAUACGUCACUGCCACCGACAGGUUCAACGAGGCCGCCGUUCAACGAUGCAACCAGUCGCGAGCCAACGAUCGGUACUGCGUCUCCACCGAUCGGUUCCUCGCCAGCUCGUCGCCCGGCCACGACGGCAGGCUCGUCGCGGCCGACGCCUCCCGGUACACCGUCUCCGGCUCCUCCACGGAAAGAUUGCUCUCGACCACCUCGUCCUCAUCUUCCUCCUCCACGGACACGAUCGCCAGAUACCACUCGUCGUACACGAACACCACUGCCACACAGUCGAGCUCCAAUGAUCGCUUCACCUCGAUCUCCCCGACGCCGGAAGCUGCUGUUCCUCCUCCUGUUCUCAGGUCGGGAUCCGGCGCCGCGGUCGCCUCGGCCGGCUCCGGCUACCAGGGCGCGACCAAGACCGGCAUCGACAAGUACCUGCAGGUGUCGAAGUCCGUGCAGAGCUACGCGAGCGAGCGCUACGCCGCCGGGAACCCGAGCGACCAGUUCGACAGGCUCAGCCAGGACCGGUACGACAGGUUCGCCGGAUCGGUGGCCGGCGACCGGUUCGUCGCCUCUACCGGCGCUCCUGAUCGCUUUCAUUCCGCCGCUGAUCGAUACUCUCCUGCGCGGGCCGCGGACAAGUACUUGUCCCUGCCGAAGCCGAAGGACCGCUACACCGGCCGCAUAACGCCGAUCUCGUCCUGCGGCUCGGCCGCGGCCACGUCCACGGCCACCACCGAUCGCGUCUACGGCGGAUCGAACGCGACCGGCAGCUACGUGCCGCCCACCGCGCACACGCCGGUCGAAAGGUACGUGCCACAGCCGCCGCCGGAGGUGCUCUAUCCGGACAGGUACGUGGACAGGUACGUGCCGCCGUCCGCGCACACGCCCACCGAUCGCUACGUGCCCACCAACGAUCCAGGAGAUCCCUACAUGAGACGAGACCUCGGCUUCCAUCAUCAUUACCGGCUACCGCCGCCGGCAGGCUAUCCUUAUCAUCAGUCGCACUUCCGGCUCCGUGGCUUCGCCUACGCAUCGCCCGGUCGUCUAGGAGGCAGCCCUGGCUCCAGCAGCUCCAGCAGCUCGGCGUCUAAUCAGCGGGACGGGUUCUCCAUGUCGCCUUUGCUCAGGCCGAAGGUGCGAGCCUCCGCCGUCGAGUUCCCGACCACCUCGGCCAGCGUCGGCGGACGACACGUUUGCACGAAUCCGCCGUCGUGCUGCAACGAGGUCGCCGGAAGCGGACGAUCAUGCUGCCAGGCUAUCAGGAGAUCCUUGCCGCCCGGUGCACUGCCGUCGAUACCUACGCAGACCUCUUGGCAACCAUCGCCAGGAUCCGGCACCACCGGCACGUCGACGGUGUCCUCGAACGGGCCCGACCCCGAGAAUGGCCAGAGCAUCAGUUUGUACCCGGUGGGCAGUUCGGGGCCUUCGCAAGUGGAACCAGUGCCGGUCACGCCGGUCACGACCACAGCAACGAUGUCAAUGGUCACCCCUGGCACCGUUGCUGGCUCGGGGUCCGGUCCCAAUAUCAGCAGAAGCGUGUCAGUACCCUCCGCUCCUAAACCGCACGUCCAGGUCACCAGCUCUGCCAGCACUCCCGGCUCCCAGAGACCCAGGCUGAGGAGGAACAUGAGUCGGACGGAAGCUAUCAGGAAUUACAUCAAACGCGAAACCGCGCAAUUCUUCGGCGUGGACGAGGAGUCUGAGACCGCCGAGAGACAAAGAUGGCUGGACCGAAGACGGAGAAUGGCGUCCAGGAAAUACGGCGCCCUUGUUCCGGAACACAGACCGCCGGAUCCUGAUAUUACAAGGGACGUGCCAGAUACCACGGAUGUGCCAGAGGGCGUCACGUUGAGAAGAAGGCAACAACCGGUCAGGAGGAAAGAUUCUGUGGCAAGAAUGACGCUCUCGGGGCUCCAUUACGUCGUCGAGUCGCUGACGAGAACACGGCACAGGGAGACGCUGCAAGGUAGACAAGAAUCGCGGAGCUUCCCGCCGAGCGUGACCACGUAUGGGUCGUCAUCGGAGGCGACGUCUUCCCCGGAAAAUGCACAGGACGAGGAGAGGUCCUUCUUCGAUAGGCCUCCGCCACCCCCGCCGCCCCUGCCGCCGCCGCCAUCGCAGCAAUCGCAGUCCCAGAUCGAGCAGGGCAUCGAUGGAAUGGUCAAGGACGACGAGGACGCGGCGAAGGUCAGCGAUCUGCUCGAUGCUGCGACGGAAAGAGAAACGUCCCAGGAAUUGAUGAGGUUAGCGGUGGUAAGGCCUGAAAGGACGACGAUCGAUGGACAGUGCAGAAGAGUUCGUCACAUGCCGAGGGACCAUUAUAUUUCAAGAACAACGAGUUGGAGCAGGUCGAGGUACGACGCCUCGUUGGCCGAGGGCACCAGAAGCCAGCAGGACGAGGGGGUGACACUUAGGGGGGACACGACCGGACCUUCGAGGAUUCCAUCGAACACCAUCGACCGGAUUUUCGACAACAGUAACAGGCGACAGUACGGCAUGGGAAUUGUCGGCAGAUUCUUCGGGAGAUCGUUUCGGAAGAGCGUGUCUCAGAAGCCAGACGUUAGGAAACAAUUGGAUGAUUUCGAGGAUCAUCGGCCAUACUUCACGUAUUGGAUAACCACCGUUCAAGUGCUCAUUUUGAUAAUAUCAUUAGCGUGUUAUGGUUUCGGACCUGUCGGCAUGGACCUUAGUCACAGAUCGGGACUGGUUCUCGUGACGAGCCUGUCGUUGCAGCAAGUGGACUACCAGGAACCAGCGAAUUUCUGGUUUGGUCCGAGAGCCGCGGAUCUGAUUCACCUGGGCGCGAAGUUCGCGCCCUGCAUGCGUCGCGACAUUAAAAUCCUGAAGGAGAUCGACGUCUGGCGGGAAAGAGAGCGCGACACCGCCUGCUGCAUCCGCAACGACGACUCCGGCUGCGUGCAGUCCAGCAAAGCGGAUUGCUCUGUCCGGGGACUGAGAUCUACUGCUACGAACACGAUAUCGACCUGGAAAAAGUGGGGACCCGGAGACAGCGGACCCGGUGGACGGAUAAGCGGAUCAGUUUGCGGAUUGGAUCCAAAGUUUUGCGACGCCCCGGCAAGCAUUGCGCCGUACGAAUGGCCGGACGACAUCACUAAAUGGCCCAUCUGCCGAAAGACUAAUCCGUUCAACCAACGGUUUAGUAGAAACGGCAGCCAAAGGGGUACAGGAAGCUUCCCGGUGGGCAAGUACAAGCACAAAAUGGCGGAGCACAUGGUAUGCGAGGUGAUCGGACACCCAUGCUGUAUCGGUAUCCACGGGAUGUGUCGGAUCACCACGAAAGAAUACUGCGACUUCGUGCACGGCUACUUCCACGAGGAGGCGUCCCUCUGUUCCCAGGUCGAGUGUUUGCACGACGUUUGCGGCAUGAUCCCAUUUCUCCAUCCCGAGUGGCCGGAUCAGUUCUACAGGCUAUUCACCACCAUUUUCCUUCAUGCCGGAAUUCUCCAUCUAUUCAUCACGCUAUUGGUUCAGUACUUCCUCAUGCGAGACUUGGAGAAGCUUACGGGAUCGUUUCGCAUCGCUUUGAUCUAUUUCAUCGGGGCUCUAGCUGGAAACCUGGCCAGUGCGAUAUUCGUACCUUACAGGGCGGAGGUGGGUCCAGCAGGCGCGCACUUCGCGCUCCUGGCGACGCUGAUCGUGGAGGUGCUGCACUGCUGGCCGAUGCUGAAGCACCCUCGCCGCGCCUUGUCGAAGCUGAUCUUCAUCCUGCUGUCGCUGCUGGUGCUCGGUAUCCUCCCGUGGGUGGACAACUACGCGCACCUGUUCGGCUUCAUCUUCGGUUUCCUGGCGGCGUACGCGCUGAUGCCGUUCAUUUCGUUCGGCCAUUACGACCGUCGCCGUAAGAUCUGGCUGAUCUGGAUCUGCAUGAUCCUGAUCGUGGUGCUGUUCACGCUGCUGCUCACGUUGUUCUACAACGUGCCGGUGUACGAGUGCGAGGUGUGCAAGCUGUUCAACUGUAUCCCGUUCACUAGGGACUUCUGCGCCUCCCAGAACAUCAACUUCAAGCGCGAGGAGCCCGUAUGACACACGGGGCCGUGCUUCGAAGUCGUAUUCGAAACAUCGUCCUCAUCGUCAUCGCCGUCACGAACCGCGCUGGACGCGUCCCGGUGGCAGCUGCUGGUCCUGGCGUUGCUCUGGCACCCCGGCAAGCUGGCCCGGCCCUACCGGACGAGGCCCCGAGGACCGGGGGCCCUGUUCCGCCAGCCGGUGAACGCGUAGCCCCCGCCCGGAGGGAGGAUUUCGCGCGGCCGAUCCGGCAACGAAUCUGGAAUGAACACACGUGUUCGUCGCCACGAACGAACGACACUGCCUUAAACUUAAUAAAAAAAAACAAACAAAUUAAACGAUCCGUCCGGGGGCCCAAAGGACUUCGCCGCGACGCGACGCGGAAAACACCUCUUAUUCUUCUUCGGCCGGGGCCCCCGGCGGUGUGUACAUAUUAGCAACACAAGCCUUUACGUAAGCGACCGGUUCACAAUGGUGCUCCUCGCUGUUCCUGCGAGGAUCCACGAACGAUUAUUAUCACGGCCCGGGGGGGCGUUUUGCCCGCGGGCCGGAACACCGGAGACGAGGCCCCGUUGUUCGGCUAACCGAACGGACGGGAAGGCAUCCCGGGGCCUCCGAACGUGUACAUAGCCAAACCGACGACUCUUGUUACAUACGAUAUACAUAGGGAACGACCUUGAUUACCUUUUAAGUUUAGGGAGGAGAGAUAGGGUGAGCGAGAGAGAGAGCGAGAGAGCGAGAGAGAGAGAGAGAGAGAGAUUGAGAGAAAGAGCGAGACAUAGCGGUGAGAGUGUGUGGAACAACGUUGAAAGUGUGCGCACGUGUCUCGUUGUAAAAGAAGACGCGAAAAUAAACAAAAAGAGAGCACCCCGUACCUCCGACGCCGGAACUAUCUGUGAUGGGCCGCGCGGUUGUCUUCGAGAAUAUUUUUCAUAAGCCACGCGCUGUCAACGGCUGCCGACGGCUCUCAACAUCUAGGGAGAAAACCCAGCCCCAACCGGUUCACCGCGGAAUCGCACGAGCUUAAUUUUAAGGUCGAAUGGGAAUAAGAUGGAGGGGGGGGGGAGUGUGGGAGCGAAGAAUUGGGAAGAGAGAAGAACGAAACACGGCUCGAUCGGAGGAGGAGAAGGAGGAGGAGGGGGAGGACGACGACGAUGGAAAGUGUUAAACGAUAAGUAUCUGGUGAAACGAAUCAAUUUUUUAUAAAAAGAGAAAAGAGAAAACGAAGAUGCGCGCGAGAGUGAUCGGUGAACGGGAGCUACUAGCGAGGCGAGCGAUAUCAGGACAAUUAAUCAAUUUCCACCCUGUACAUAAUUGUAGACGACGAGGAGGAUCGGUGUUCAUGGGGGAUGGGGGAGGGGGGGAUUGAGGGGGCGAACGGACCGAGGUGUGUGGCUCGAUUUUUCUGGCUCGGAUUUUUGUGGCAAAACGAUCGGAUGAACGGGGACAGGAUACUGCGACGUGCUCGUGAAAACGUGUAUUUUAUUAUGAACUGCGCGAAGAGGAGGCCAUUUCCAUGGGGAAAUUCGUCGCGUUUGCGAUUGUUUGACGCGGUAAUGCCGGCGACGAUUUGGUGAGCUUGCUCGAUGCUGCGCCGGGAUCGAGAGGUUUCUUGCAUGCUGUAAAUUCUUCUUUUUCUUUUUUUAUUAUUUCUGUUCUUUUUACGACAGUUUCUUUUUUUCUUAAAAAAAAAACCGCGAAAACUUAAGAAGUUUUGUGCAAUUAAGGUAAUAUAUUUAUUUAUAUCGGAAGGGUGGAUUGAAUCGCGUGAAUUACAUUUUCAAUAUAUUAUUACAUUUCAAUUUCAAUCAUAAUCAAAUUGGGAAGAUAGAACGCGGAUCGACGUGAAAAUGAAUUUUUUAUUCUGAGCUAGAAGUUCCAAGUGUGUUAAAGACAUUAUAUAUUAUUGAUAUAAUUUAUUAUAUAUAAUAUAUAUUAUAUCUUAUUUAUCCUUUAUAUCGAUAUAGUAUAUUUUAUAUUGUUUUCGAAGCGUGGCGUUUUCUGCUCAUUAAUUUAUUAGUCGUGAAAGAUGCGAGUGAUCUUAUGUUAUCUAAUUUCGAAAGCAAUUGUGAUUCCUUCGAUUAUGAUAUAUUAUUUUCAAUACGAUUAUUUUCAAUUCUAUAUAUAUACAUUACAUGUAUUAUUUUAAUAUCUAUAUUAUAUGCUUUAUUUUAUCAUGUAUAAAAUUCUAUUCUUCUAUUUCCAAAUUGAUUAAUUGAACGAGCAGAUUAAUCUGGAUAAAAGUAGGGGACAAAUGAAGAUGAAAUAAUAUGCGAUGUAAAAUAAAUUUAAUAGGAUUCUUUAUCGUUUAAUUUUUGCGAAAUUUUUCAAUUUGGUUAACAAUGCAUACCACGGUUUGGUCAUUAACGUGAAUCGCAAACGGUUUUAAUUGUUUCCGUCGUUGCUUGUUAAAUCGAGAGAAUCAUUCCCCGAGAGCUUAGUAUCGAUUUGGAAUUCGUUUCUCUCGAGAGUCGAACUUUCGCGUGGACAAAUAGGAGCAAGUAUUUUUCGAUCUCGAUGCAGCAUCGCGUGCUCUGUAAGGUUUUCGAUGUGAAUCGAGUGAACGUGUCUCUCGACGAACUGUUCGCAGGCUUGGCAAUCGCAUGGCGUUCUAAUUAAUAAUUUUCAUAAAUAUUUCGGAACAUUUUCAAGUAAAUUCUAUUUAUGUAAAAGCUAUUACAAAUAUCCGCGCAGACAAAUUGAGAGAGAGAGAGAGAGAGAGAGAGAGAGAGAGCAAUUACAAUGGAAAAUUUAAAUUUUCGAGAAAAUAAUGAAUAAACGAUCAAAUCACAAUAAAUAAUUGCAAUUCCAAAGGAUCUGAUUUCCAAGCGAUCGCCAGACCUAAUCGCGAUUAGGUUCGUUCGGAGACACGGUACGUUGAGGAAACGUGUGCUUUCCGUUUGCGUUCGUGUAUGAUAUGAACCCUUUCAGUAUUUCGAGACAGCUACUUAAUUUUUAUAAUAAUCCCAGUGCCGAAAAAUUCGCGACACGAAGACGGAGCUUCGCGGAGCUUCGUGUUUCGUGACGGGAAUGAUCCUCGUGACGAGAGGACGAGUUCUACGGAAAAUCGGAAUUAUCGAGAAAGCGAGAUCCCAUUUCAUUUGUUCGCGUCGCGGAACUUCGAGCGAUUUCAAGAUUAUAUCGAUUAAGCAGCGUGAAAUUGAAUAACAAUAUACGGGACCCGUUGCAUUGAUUACACUGUGUUGUUCGAAAAUGCGAAGGCAUGGUUUUCUAUCCUCGUACGUGUUGAGCGUGCCACGAAACGAGCCGAUGAUCUUCAGCAAGCAUUUAGAACAUCCUUGUGAUCGGAUGUUGGGGCGAUUCAUUGAAAAACAAAUUGGAGCAACGCGGACUCAAAUCUAUGAAUAUAAAUGCACUAAUAUAUAGGAGCAUUAUAAUGGACCUAUGUAAACGAUCGUAAACGAUUUACCAAGUAUAUCUAAUCGGAAAGCAAUUUUUAUACUAUUUCUCUCUUUGUAUUCGACGCUAAUAUCUACAAAAAAAAGAAAAAAAACAAUAACAAAAUUUACCGACGAAGUA